This is a messenger RNA of Salvelinus sp. IW2-2015, 961 nucleotides long. It is a transcript of the gene glrx, whose product is annotated as glutaredoxin (thioltransferase). Lineage: Eukaryota; Metazoa; Chordata; Actinopteri; Salmoniformes; Salmonidae. The record is from RefSeq and is a predicted model, not a curated record. Gene Ontology annotation, molecular function: glutathione disulfide oxidoreductase activity. Gene Ontology annotation, cellular component: mitochondrion.
AAACACGCCUCCUCUGACACAAUAAGGAAGUAGACGGCUCAUCAAAACAUUAAUCUGCCGAGCUGUUCAUAUCAAUUUUGCAAGCCAAUAUUUUUGUAUUUCAACUAACGCUAGAAUGGCACAGGAAUUUGUCGAAACUAAACUUAGAGGAGACAAAGUUACAAUAUUUCUCAAACCAUCGUGCCCGUAUUGCGUUACGGCCAAAGAGGUCUUGACAAAGUACAAAUUCAAAGCUGGGCAUUUAGAAUUUAUUGACAUAACUGGACGGAGCGAUAUGAGUAGUUUACAGGACUACUUUUUGGAGAUAACUGGAGCUCGGACGGUCCCGCGGGUGUUCAUCGGUGAGGAGUGUGUGGGAGGGGGCAGUGACGUGGCAGAUCUGGACGAAAGUGGGAAACUGGAGGGGAUGCUGCAGUCCAUUGGCGCGCUGCAGUGACACACACUGCCCCAGGGUGUGGCGGCGGGUGGGUGUCACAUGACGAGGCAGCGGGACUUCUUGAGUUUGCGUCGGCGCUGCUGGUACUCGCUCAGUUCUUGAAGGUAACCUCGGGAAGGCCAACGCAGUCUCUCCACCUGUUCCCGCUCCUCCUCUGUCAACCAAGACAACAAAAAACCAAGGUUGCCAUGACGAUAUCAGGUCAACCCGCUCUCUCACACACAUGGACGCGUGCGCACACACACACACACACACAGUGCCAGUAUUUAUUUUUUAUCCGUCAUUGCCUAAACCAACAUUUCUAUGAAGCCAUCAUCAAGCCACAUGCAUGCUCUGCCUGAUACACUUCUGUUUACACCCAAGAGCUGGACCAAUGUGAAUAAUAUUGUGUAGUACUAUUUAGUCUUUGUAUCGUGUAUCACUUCACUUGUGCCCUUAAAGACCCGUCCAUUUGACCUUAAAUAUGCACUGGUGUACGAUGAAAACAUUGUUAAUGGAAAUAAACCUGUUGUAGAUGCUACUAAA